CUAUGCUAAGUCAUAUUUAAGAUGCUAACGUAGGGAAGGGCGAUCUUCCAAGGGAGUGUGAUCAAGUGUGUGUAGGAUGCCGCAGAUGCAACCCAUGUCUAGUUCACCUUGACCCUCUUAAACUUGUUUUUCCCUUGGCUCGGAGUCUGCACGCUACACUGAACUCAUGACAGCUCUGUAUCCCUCAAUUGUGAGGACUGGACCCUUCAAUUAAGGCACGAACAAACCCUGAGAGAAGCGUCAUUCACGACUCAUCAUCAGACCGAGAACAACUACACGAGAAGACAAUUCACUACCAUACUACCAUGGAUCGUUUAAGAGACUGGGUGUCAUGGAGUUCAGAGCGCCGAGGAAAAGCGCUCCCUGGUCCUUGGGGGUUACCGUUCGUAGGUAGCCUUCCGCAUAUCGCUAUGCACGCAAUGCCGCACCUUGUGCUAACAGACCUCGGGAAGACGUACGGAGACGUAUACGGUCUUAGCUUAGGUGCCUGGAAUACUGUCGUGCUCAACAGCCUCGGAGCAGCUCGGGAAGCGCUCGUACAAAAUGCCGAAAACUUUUCAAGCCGACCACCCAACUGGCAAACACUGCAGGCUCUCGGUACCCACAAGUAUUCCGUGGCGUUUGGAGACUACAACUCGGUCCAGACUCAACGAAAGAAAGCUCUGCUUCGGAUGUUCCACCAAGCCCUGAUCUCACGAGCGGACAUCCUCAAUGAUGUGGUCACCAGCGAGGUGGAUUUGCUCAACAGCAAACUCGCAGCAAGCGGGCCAGACCCGCAAGACCCUCGGGAUCUCAUCAUUCGUGCCUCGUUUCGCACGCAGUUUCGACUGUCUUUCGGAGAGCACGUGACCGAUGAGGUGGAGAGAGAGUUGAUGGAGAUCUCAAAAGCCGGCAGAAAGUUCCAGGAGUCCUCGAAUCUGGCUUUUCUGACGGAUUUCUUGCCAUGGACGAGGCUUGCUUUGAAGAAACCGUUGGAUAAGUUUGAAGAAAACAUCCGGGCCUUGAUGGACUUCGUGCGUAAGAUCUACCUCGAGCGCCGUCAGACGUACGAGAACGAGGAGCAAGAGUCCUGCCACGCAAGCGCAAUAACAAAGCACUUAUCGUCCUUCAUGACAACGUCCCACAUGGAAGAGGGGCAGAAACAAGUAGAGAAAAAAGAGAUCGAAAAUCAAGUUGUGGCCACGCUGGCGGCAGACACGUUUGGCGCGGGUCUCGAAAAUGUCUCGUCCUCACUGCUCUGGGCGGUGGCAUACAUAGCGAGUCAUGACGAGUUACAAGACGAGUUGCGGGAUGAGAUCAUGCGAGUGGUGGGCAAUGAUCGAGUACCGAUUCUACAGGAUAAAGGCAACAUGCCACUUUUGCAAGCCACGAUACUCGAGACUUUUCGCCUCGGUUCAGCUCUACCGCUGACCAUACCACACUAUUGCAACAAGAGCUGCACUGUCAAGGGGUUCGAGGUUAGGGAGGGGUCCCUCGUGCUUGUCAACCUCUGGGGGAUUAACCACGACCCUCGCUACUUCUGUGACCCUUACGUGUUUGAGCCGCACCGUUUCCUGGAUCUUGCCGGAGAGCUGAGAGGCGACCGCUGUAGCUCCGCCAUACCUUUCGGCAUAGGGCAUCGCGCAUGUGCAGGUAACACCAUGUCAAAGUCACUACUCUUCGUGCUGCUAGCGGGAAUCUUACAGAAGUUCAAGCUACAAGCGGUGCAGAGCGGCGAGACAGUAACCCCCCUGAAAGGCUCGACGCUAUUCCCGGAUUCGUACAAGGUCGCAUUCAUUCCCUGGGGGGAGGUGGACGCAUGAAGCACGACCGGGGGAGGGGAGAAGUCUAUAGACCCAGACACAUACUAGUGUCACAGGGAGUGAUGGGAUAAUUAUAGACCCCGAAGAGCUGUUGGUAUAUUUACUAUUAACGCCGGGAUACCUUUGUCCAAAGGUAGCCCAAGAGACAAGGUCUUCCAUAGUUCAGUGACAGGUGUUGUAACAGCAGACACAAACACACCAAAAAUUUUAAUUUUAUAAAAUAAAGAUUCGUUAUAAUGAAAUAUAAUGAUUAUGUGAGCUAGGAUUGACGAUAGUUUUAACAGCUAUAAUGCAGUGUUAUAAGUAUUUUUGACAACAACCAUCAUUUUUUAUCCUUAAAUAGAUUUGAAUUUAUUUUUCUAACCAGUGAGAAAUAAUCCCUCGAUGUCUUUUUACAAACAUCUUCUUUUAAAGUGAUAUAAUAAACAACAAGCAGGGCUUCGUACUAGUAGCACUGUACAAGAGAAAAAGAACGAUAAAACGUGUUGUUUUAUAUACCAAGCCAAUAAAAAUGAUCUAAUUAUC
This is a messenger RNA of Nematostella vectensis (starlet sea anemone), 2327 nucleotides long. RefSeq names its product cytochrome P450 1A1. Gene Ontology annotation, biological process: hormone biosynthetic process; progesterone metabolic process. Gene Ontology annotation, molecular function: iron ion binding; steroid 17-alpha-monooxygenase activity; heme binding. Bases 306 to 1802 code for a protein of 498 amino acids. The transcript has 5 exons. The record is from RefSeq and is a predicted model, not a curated record. NCBI's taxonomy places the organism in Eukaryota, Metazoa, Cnidaria, Anthozoa, Actiniaria, Edwardsiidae.